UUUCGCGCCAAAUUCGGCUGCAGAUCGUAUGAUUGUGUGCGUGUUCAACUGCAGAAUUGUUUUAUUUUAAUAGAAUUAUUGCUGAUCCAAUAAAAUGAGUGAAACAGUUGCAGAAACUGCAACAGCAGCGGAAAAUGGCGAGAAAGAAAACGACUCCAUGGAAAAGCUACAAGUUGACGACGAAGACGAAAAGAACGUGUCGGUCGAAGAUAUUUUGGGUGGCAAUACAUUGAUAAUGUCGGACAGCGAAGAUGAUGAGACGCCAGCGCCAACAGGUAAACAAACUUCACCUAAGAGCAGGGCGCAGCGGCUAGAAGAUAGCGAUGAAGAGUGUGGAGUUGAUAAAGGAACAGCAGCAGCAACCGCAAAAUCAGUGCAAGCAGAAGAAGAGUUGGAGACGGGGGAAAAUGUGGUGCCAAGGCCCAAGAAAAAGGUAUCGGCAAUUAUUGACUCUGAAAGCGAGGAGGAACAAAGUGUAGAAGCCAAAAUGGGGGAAGAUAAAGAGCAGGACCAGGAGGAAAAAGAAAAGUCAAAGCUCAAAUCUAAGAAAAAGAUAUUGGCAAUUAUUGACUCUGAAAGCGAGGAGGAGCAAGUGGAAGCAGAGGAAGGAGCAACUAAACAAAAGAAUGAAGAACAAGAUCAUAAACCUAAGUCCAAAAAGAAGAUAUCCGCAAUUAUCGACACUGACAGCGAGGAAGAAAGCCAGGAGGAGCAACAGAAGCAGGAGAAGAAGAUGAGCAGGAAUGUGACCAAGAAGAAGCGACAACGAAUGGACAGUGAGAAAGAAGAGAACAGUGCGUCAUCCAGCGAUGAAGAAUCAAGCAAUAAACUGAAAGGCAUUGUCGAUUCAGAAUCCGAGGCAGAACGCAGCAAUGAAGAGGAGCCCAUGGAGCAGCAGGAGAGGAAUGAUGCUCCUAAGGACAAGUCCAGCAAAUCCAAGCCCAUGCGAGCUACGGCGAAGAAGGCGCUGGACGCGAUGCAGGCCAUACAGAGCGAGCAACAGCGUCUGCAACGUGAGGCGCACAUUAGUGUACCUUAUCAUCAGCCCAAGCCGCGCACGCUGAAGGAGUUUCUCAGUCGUCGCACCAUCAACAAGCCGCUGGCAGUGGCCAUGGCAGGCGGCAGUCCCAUGCCCGCCAAGAAGGAGCCCAGAAAAUCGAUGGCAUUGCGUAUGAAUAGCGAUGAGUUGCAGGCAUAUGCCAAGCUGAUGGAGGAACGGGCAAAAGAGGCUACAGAGUUUUUCAAAUCUGAAUCAGAGCACGAAGAAGAUGACGUUGAAGAGGAUGAGCCUAUGGAAUUGAAAGAUAAUGCAGGUGUGCUGGACACUGCAACAGAAAGCGGAGAGCUAGCAAAUGAAGUUGAAGAUACUUCAGCCGUUCCAGAGUCUGAGUCAGCAGCAGAUGUCCCUAUAGAUGAUCAUGAAGCAAACUCCGUUGAUGUCGAGGCAGAGAUUGUGCCAGAAACCCAGCUCAUAGCAGAGGCAAUUUCACCUAGCAAAGUGAUGCUAGUAACCGAGGUUGUGGAACUGCCUAAACUUGAUCUAAGCACACUGAACAUAACUCCGCCGUCUAAACCUUCUACACCAAGGAUUACAGAAGCUAUUCGACGUCUGAGAGAUGAGAAGAGCUGCGAUGUUAGUCCUUCUUUAAAAGGAGAUGCCAACAUGGUUAUUGAUUUGGAAACGGGCGACAUGUUUCCCAAGAAACCAACUGGCGUAGACGAUUUGCUGCAGCGACUGAUGAAGACACGUGAAGCCAAGAAGCACAAGACCACGGAGACGGUUAACAUUUUGUCCACUUCACAUGGCAAGCUGGAGCUAUCCAAGGUCAGCAUACAUCUGCAUGAGGAGGAACCUGUCAACAAGGAGCAAAAACCCGGCGCUGCCUUCACAAAAAUGCAGGAACAACUGAAAUCCUUAAUUACCAAGAAGCGUAUGGAGGAUAUGCGCAAAAAGCAAGCGGAAGAAAUGGAACAGGAAGAUGAAAACGAGGAGAUGAAUAUGGAUGAAGAAUAUGAACCAGAUGAAAAGCCAGUCAAAAGUCAAGUGAUUAUCAAUGAUGAUGAGGAAAUAGUGGACGAGGAGACAGAACAAGAUGCUGGGGAUGAUGAAGGAGCAGCCGAAUCCGCUGAUGAAGCAGAGCAGGAAGCCGACGCCGAAGAUGAAGUAGAAGCCAAGGAUGAGGAAGCAUCAAGCAGCAACAACAGCGAUGAAGACAGCGAAGCUGAAGAGAAUACGCAGACAGGCAAGCGUAAGAAUCGCAUUAUACGUGCAUUCCAAGACGACAAUUCCGACGAGGAAGACGUCGAUUUGUUGCAGACACCCAAGGUAACUAAUGCAGCUCCGAUCACGGCCACCCAGCUGCAGCUGUCCGCACACAAACUAUUCGACACGGAGAUCGAACGCACUGCUAGCGACGAGGAGAAAGAAUUGCUCGGCUUGUGCUCUGGCAGAUUUACACAAUCAGAGGUGUCAUCGGCGGCACCAACGGUUGGAGCUCUCAUUAGUCAGAUUCCCAUAACACAAGCAACGUCCAACAGUCAAGCACCAGAUGAACUGGAGGCGCUGUGUUCCGGCAGCUUUGAAACACAGCCGACCUCGUUGCCGGAACCGGCGACGAAUAAGAUCUUGUCGAGCGAAGAGGAGCCUGCAGAGCAGCUUAAGGAAGAGAAGACGCGACAGAAAAAGUUGACCAAGAAGAGGCAAAAGAAGAAGGCUAAAUUGGGUUUCUCUGACGACGAAGAGAGCGAUGAAGAUUCCGUAGAGGAGGAGCAACUCGAAAGCGAAGUAGAAGAAGCAGCAGAGGAAGUACCCGAAUCUUUUGUUGACUAUGACUCCGAGGAGAACGAAGUUGUAGUCCAAAUGACGAAAAGGGAUCGCAAAUUACGAGCUGCAAACUUUGUGGAAAAGGAAGCUGAACUGUCAGAAUCGGAAUGGGGAUCAGCUGAUGAGGAUGAGAAAAAUAUGGACACAUAUGACAUUGAGUUGGGCGACGAGGAUGACUUCGAUAAAGAGAAAAUACGUCACGAACUGGGACAGAUUCAUGCCCGCAAGAUGCUGGAUCAGGAUAUACGAGAGGUGCGCAAGAUUCAGGAAAUGCUCUUCGAGGAUGAAGAAGGCGCUGUUCGACAGCGUCAGUUCCGUUGGAAGAAUGCUGAAAACGGAGCCGGCUUUAGCUUAGAUGAAUCCCGCAAUGAGAAUGCUGAUGGCGAUGCCAACGAGGGCAGCGGAGACGAGGAGAACGAGCAUCUCUGGCGCAAAAUUCGCUUCGAGAGAGAACAGUUACUGCUGGAGAAGGGACUGAAGGGGGAGACAACUGGAGGCGCUUCUCCUCUGUCACCAGCUGUGGCUAACACGAACUCAGCUGGUGGCCACGUGCGUAAGCUCAAUAUUAUUACGGCUAAGAAGACAAACGUUGAGUUGAAGAAGAGUUCUCCGUUUUUGAUCUCAAAGAGCGUUAACCCAACGCAGCAGCAGACGGUGCGUGGUUCCUUUCUGGUGCGUGACAAGGAAACACUGACCAAGUUAGCUGGUCUGACCAAAGGCGGUGCUGGCGAUGUGGACGGAACAGCGGGCACUGUAUCCGUAAAGUCAGCCAAGGCCAAGAACUUUGUCUUUGCCACGCUCACCGAGGAGGAACACGAAAAUCAAAAACGCAAAGCAGCUGAUUUGUUAAACAGCAGCAGCGAAACGGGUGUUAAUUUUAUGAAAAAGCCACGCCUGGAGCCGCGACGGGAGAAGUGCCUUAUCGAUCAGUUGCUUUAGUGUACGCAAUUAAAUAUAAUUUUAACUGUAA
Molecule: messenger RNA, 3794 nt
Organism: Drosophila innubila
Lineage: Eukaryota; Metazoa; Arthropoda; Insecta; Diptera; Drosophilidae
Product: claspin
Exons: 7
Coding region: 95-3763 (1222 amino acids)
Biological process (GO): mitotic DNA replication checkpoint signaling; mitotic G2 DNA damage checkpoint signaling; activation of protein kinase activity
Molecular function (GO): anaphase-promoting complex binding
Source: RefSeq, a predicted model, not a curated record